Molecule: messenger RNA, 2089 nt
Organism: Seminavis robusta
Lineage: Eukaryota; Bacillariophyta; Bacillariophyceae; Naviculales; Naviculaceae
Source: the annotation of a GenBank genome assembly
AUGUACCAGUUUACGUUUAGGAGUUCUGGAUUUGGGUCGCGGCCACAGCACGCAGCGGCCACAUGUCUGUCCCUGUUGGUUUACGCGAUUGCAGAUGGAGCCCAAAGGCAACUACACGAGCAUCCAAACCAACAAUACCUCCCACGAGCAACAUUGAGACAGAGCAUGACAACAGCCGCUCUCCGUAUCAUGAACCCUUACGCUUCUGUGGAAUCUGGAGCACUGGGCGGUGCUUCUCGAAGUGGAAGCCCUGGUGCUCCUCCCUCGCCCAGUGGCAGAUCCUUUGCAGGUCAGCAAAAAUCUUUGCUGGGCAGCAAUGGCAACAAGCGCAGUUCCCUUGACCCGCCAGAUAGCGACGAUGAAGAAAGAAUGAACAAGAGGGCAAGGAGUCAAGAUCCAGAAUCCAUCGCGGCUGCAGAAUCAAUGAUCAUGGCGGCCACACAAGGACAUCAUCGGAUUCUGCCCGCUCAACCGAUGCCAUCUCAGGGCCGCACUUCCGUGCUUGAUCCUUACCCGCCGUUUUCUAGCGCUUCGGAUGUGGCAUUCAACCGCUUUCUGGCGAUGGAACAGUCGUCUUUGACUGGGAUGUACGGAAGAGCCCCCAUGGCAGCGGCCCCAUUCUAUGGCUCGCCAUUCCUCGGGGGACCACUUCCCAUGGACUUCAUGGGGAGGCCUCCUCCGCCUUCUUCCGCGGCCGCGGCGCUUCGCAGACGCGCUGACUACCUCGAAAGCCUCGCCUAUGCUCCCUCAGCACCCUUUGGCCUCGGGGCUGCUGGUGCCAUGCCGUCACUGGCCACAUCCUUCAAUCCCAUGAUGCACUGUCCAAUGCCGUCUCCGGCCACAUCCUUCAAUCCCAUGAUGAACUGCCCCCCACGAGCACUCCCUCUCCCCGAACGCCAAUCGCCCGAAAUGUUGCCCCGAAGGCACAGCCAUGAACCCGCUUCCGCCGGCGACAAGGCCAAGCUUCCUCCAUCUUCUCCCUCCAAGCCCCAACUCACGCUUGGCAAUGGGGCAACAGAAGAUCAGGAACAGCCUCUGUUCGGUACCGGUAACCGCGUUUGCAUCGAUCUUUCCAUUGAUCAGGAUCCAAACUGGUUGUCAGAGCUCCAAUGCUUUGUCCGAAAGAACUUGUUGGAAGUUUGCUGGGCCAACCGAGAAGAUGUGGCUGUCCGCAACGCCAGCAAAAAAGUUUCUUUGGAGCAAGUGGGGAUCCGAUGCCGAUUCUGUGCACACAAGCCUCCUGGCUCUCGUGCCCAGCGUUCCUCGGCCUUUCCGUCCUCCAUCCCCCAGCUCUACCAGAGCUUCACAAUGAUGCUUCGCGAUCAUUUUGACACGUGUGCUUGUAUCCCCGACGAUGUCAAGCGGCGCUACUUGUGUCUCAAGAGCUCUACAUGCCAGGGUGCCACCGAAGCCAAGAAGUAUUGGAGCUAUUCGGCAGCCAAACUUGGAAUGGUCGACUCGGAAGAUGGCAUGCUCAUGAACGAUAAUACCCGUGCGGCUGCCAAGGUCAUUCCCCCGUUUGGCGCUGUUGCCGGAGAAGUGCCGGUUCCGCUCGGUGACGAUGGCAAACCCGUGGCACUGGUCCAGCCUGCGGACCGCGAGUAUGCCUCGGCCUUUCUCUUCAACGUCAUGUCGCAUUUUCAGCGCAUUGAGUUGUUGCCCUCCGAGCGGAAAGGCAACCGCAAGAGUUUGCGAUGUGGUCUGCCUGGUUUUGGCUGUAUUCACUGCUCGCAGGCUGGUCGAUUUGGCAUGAGCCGAGUCUUUCCGGCCCGACGAAGGACGCUCCCAGUCCGCGUUGCGGACCUGUACGAUCACCUGUGUCGUUGCAACCUUUGCCCUCCCGAAGCCAAGAAAGUGCUGCGACAACUGCGAGAAGAAGAGAAACAACAGACAUCACACGAGAAGCAGUUUCUGGAUCGCGUUUGGGAACGAAUGGGCCACUCGCAAGCAAAUCCUAACUGAGGAACAGGUGGGGUGAUUGGUGGGUGCCCGGUUGGAAGUGAAGGCUGUCGAUAUUGUUACUUCGUAUUGCGUGCAUAUUGCAUUCAUUAUUCCAUUAAUAAAAGAUAAGGUAUUGGUCAUCGACUUC